This is a messenger RNA of Gossypium arboreum, 1311 nucleotides long. RefSeq names its product (+)-neomenthol dehydrogenase-like. The transcript has 4 exons. NCBI's taxonomy places the organism in Eukaryota, Viridiplantae, Streptophyta, Magnoliopsida, Malvales, Malvaceae. Bases 177 to 1073 code for a protein of 298 amino acids. The record is from RefSeq and is a predicted model, not a curated record. Gene Ontology annotation, cellular component: membrane. Gene Ontology annotation, molecular function: oxidoreductase activity, acting on the CH-OH group of donors, NAD or NADP as acceptor.
GAGUUUCCUUCGUCAGUUCAUCAGUGCAAUAAUUGGCAUAAAAAGUAGUGUUAUAGUUUCCAUUUGUUUCACUCUCGCUACUCAACUUCAUCUGGACCAUCUCAACAUGACAGACACCAUGCAAAGGUAGCAAUUUCUUUAUCGAGGAUUUAUAUUUGCCAUAAUAACACUGUAACAUGACAUCCACUACUUUUGUCAGGUAUGCAGUUGUCACUGGAGCAAACAAGGGUAUUGGACUUGAAAUUUGCAAGCAGUUAGCCCAAAAUGGGACCAUAGUGAUAUUAACUGCUAGAGAUGCGAAAAGAGGUGUUGAGGCUCUUCAAAGUCUGAAACACUCCGGUUUAUCGGAUCGUCUCGCCUUCCACCAGCUUGAUGUGACAAAACCCAAAAGCAUUGCUUCUUUGGCAGAUUUUAUAAAGGAACAAUUUGGGAAGUUGGAUAUCUUGGUUAACAAUGCAGGGAUAUCAGGUGUAACCUUUUCAAUGGCUUCAGGUACUGAGGAAUAUUCGAGUAACAUAUGGAGUAAAGCGACUGAAACUUAUGAGUUAGCUGAAGAAUGCCUGAAAACAAACUACUAUGGCGCUAAAAGAACUACAGAAGCACUUAUUCCAUUGCUGCAAAUAUCUGAAUCACCGAGGAUUGUAAAUAUUUCCUCAUCCAUAGUCAUGUUAAAGGAUAUGGUUGGUGAACAGCUCAAAGGAGUAUUAACAGGCUUUACAACAGAGGAGAAACUGAGUGACUUGAUAAGUGAGUAUCUAAAAGAUUUUAAGCAAGGUUUACUCCAAACUAAAGGAUGGCCAACUUGCCUCUCUGCAUAUACCGUGUCAAAAGUAGCUAUGAAUGCCUACACAAGGAUUGUGGCAAACAAAUACCCAGAUUUCUGCAUCAACUGUGUUUGCCCUGGCUUUGUUAAAACAGAUAUAAACCUCAACACGGGUAAGCUAACUGUUGAAGAAGGUGCUGCAACACCAGUUAAGUUAGCAGUGUUGCCUAAAGGUGGCCCUUCUGGUCUGUUUUUCGUAAGGGGUGAACCCGCAUCUCCGGACCUUGAUGAUGGAUACAUCGGACGAUGAUAAUGCAGUGUCAUCAUAGAUGCAAUAUAUGUAGCUUUCAUAAUCCAGUCUUCAGUGCAGGUGCAAGUGUAUUUUUCUCUGAAAAAAAUUGUUGUGUACAUUCCUACUCUUAUGUGGGUAAUUUCGUUACUUCCCUACGUUACAUCAGAAAGUUGGAUAAGAUCAAGUAGUGGUAUUUUGUAAACUUCGAAUAUCUAAAGUGUUAGGACUUUAAAUCGUCUAAUUAUGUAUUUUGAAA